CUGCUAUUUCGACCGGCGAUAUAAAACCCCUCAGCAGGUCCUUACUCUACUUCAAAUCAGAAUCCAAGUCUCACGGAGUCAACUUACGGAGAAAAAUUGAAAAUGAACCUCUCUCUGACGUUUGCCGCAUGUGUUUGUUCCAUGGCUGUUUUUGCAGUGCAAGGUUCUCGAAAUGAGAAAUCGUACUUCGACUGCAAGGUCUAUUUCGACGAGGAGGAGAGACCCACAGAAAAGGCGAAUUGUGUGUAUGACUAUCAAGAGAAGCUGCAUUACUGCAAGACCUGGGAGUGUGAGGUCCCGAGCUGUCCCAGGGAGGAACAGGUCGAUCAGGAGGGCGAACCCUGCCCCUUGUGUCCAGAUACCUGUACCACCGGGGGUAAGAUCUACAAUGUGGGGGAGACAGUCACGUGUGUGGAUGGGUCCAAUAUCUGUGGGUGUGUCGGCACCGGAAAGGCUUUUUCAACAUAUGCAGGGACCAACAAGUACAUGCUUUGUGGAGCACCACAUAACUCGGAAUAAUAAAAGCAGAAUAUAUGGUUUAUAAUUCAUCGAAACUAUGUAUGAAUAAAAUAUUUAUUCACGUGUAAACAAUUUUUGCGGUGAGAGCUUCACCAUCGCGAAUAUUUCUCGUCGCCAGCUUGUCCUUGCCGCAUUGCUUUAAUAUCGCACAAUUGGAUAAUAUGCUUGAUUGUCAAAAUAAGUCGUCGCGAACUAAAUUUUCUAGGGUGUCUCGCGAAAUAAAGUCGUCGCGAAUAAAAAUUUGUUUACAGAAUAUAUUUUGAAACAUUCUCCUCUACUAUUUGUACCUUAUAUUGAAAGUUACGCAUUUGGAAUCUAUUUGAUAAUUUCAUAAUUAUAUUUAGUGUCUCAUAAAAACAGAUUCAACGAUUUAAUGAAGUUAUUGUUAAAGUCAACGAAUUGAUAAAUAUAAAAGACAUUAAAAAACAACGAAUUUUGUUCUGUUAAUCUUGAAUCAGCAGUGUGUAUUUUUAUUUUGUUUAAGCCUACUUUUUGUCGUAAAGAUCAAUCAAUGGCAACUGAAUGUCAAAAAAUUAAAAUAAAGAUUUUAUCUUGAACAACAA
Messenger RNA from Magallana angulata, 1082 nucleotides. RefSeq lists its product as uncharacterized. The record is from RefSeq and is a predicted model, not a curated record. NCBI's taxonomy places the organism in Eukaryota, Metazoa, Mollusca, Bivalvia, Ostreida, Ostreidae. The transcript has 3 exons. Bases 103 to 519 code for a protein of 138 amino acids.